Molecule: messenger RNA, 1777 nt
Organism: Pectinophora gossypiella (pink bollworm)
Lineage: Eukaryota; Metazoa; Arthropoda; Insecta; Lepidoptera; Gelechiidae
Product: lipopolysaccharide-induced tumor necrosis factor-alpha factor homolog
Exons: 2
Coding region: 220-753 (177 amino acids)
Molecular function (GO): zinc ion binding
Source: RefSeq, a predicted model, not a curated record
ACAUUAUGACAAGUGACGUCAUUGUCGUCAUCCAUCGUCUGAUUAUUUUCUUUAUCCAAUUCUGUCCCUGUUUACGUACUGCGUUGCAAAAAUUUACAGUUUACCUGCUAGCUACGUAUAGCACCAGAUAAUAAUUGGGAGUAAGUUAACGUGGUUGUGUUUUAUUUAGUGGAUAUUGUGAUAUAUCGACUUUAAUCCGUGCAUUGUUCCGUGACAAAAAUGACGAGUACCCCAGGGGUGAGCAAUAUGGAAAAUGUGCCCUCGGCACCGAAUGAUCUUCCCCCGCCGUACUCUGCCGUCGUGGGUAAUCCACAAUAUGGUUUUGUUGCGCCUGGAGGCGAGCCGUAUGCCCCAACUGGGGCGUAUCCGCAUCAACCAGCUCCAAAACAGUUUACCGCUCCAGGAGUGUACCCGCAUCCACCGCCAGGGGUCAGCCCCCAUGUCACCCAGCCGCAAGGCGGCGACAUGGGCGGCCCCGGCGUGGCUGUGCCAGUGGGCAUCGUAGUCCCCCAGGCAGUGGGCAGCGAGCCAACUACAAUAACAUGCUUCAACUGUGGCAAAGUCGUUACAACCAGAGUAACGUACACAACAGCUUGGCACACUCACUUGGUUGCUGGAUCCAUAUGUGUUAUCACAAUGGUCUGCUCUCUCUGCUGCCUGGGCCUGGUGCCGUACUGCUUUGAUACAUUCAAAGAUGCAGAGCACUAUUGCCCCAACUGCAACACUUUCAUUGGAAAAAGUAACAAAUGCUAAAUGUUUCCAGGACAUUAUGAAAUGACAAUAGAAUAUGGCCUACCUUAUAUUCAAAUUAUCUUUACAAAAUUUAAUCUUUGUGACAUGUUAUUCUGUGCCAUUUUAAAUUGUCAUUAGAAUUUUCAAAAUUGUAAUCUUGUGAUUUUAGACAGUUUGUAAUUAUAACAGGUAAUACAUUGCACCGAGGGGCAUAUAAUCUUGAACUAGAAUGAAUUUAAUAUUUCCAUAUUGCAAUCAACAAUUUUGUGAGGCACUCUCACAAUUGCAAUUUAGAAUUAGUGAUAAAAUUAGCUAACUUACCUAUUUUGUCUUGUUUAUUAAAUUUCAAUUUAUAUUUUUCUGUAUCCAAUAAGUUAUUUAUUCUUCGUUGUGACAUACAUUAUUAUAGUAUGUGGUAUUAAAAUGUUAUCCUUUGAAUAUAAUACACAUUCCAAACUUUUAAAUGUCAGCCAUGUGAUCAUGCAUUAGUGGCAUCUUCAAACAUCACAUUCUUCUAUGAUAUUUGUCUAUAACUGUUCUUAUGAUGUUACAAAAGCCAUUAGUUAGGUAGUUAUAAUGAAAUUGACAGAAAACCAUGUCUGCAGCAGGUUACCUUGUUGACUGAAGGUUAGACUGAAUGAUAAUGAUAACAGAAAAAACUACAUGUUCAAUAAAAUAGAUAGAAAUUAAAAAUCAUGAUAGGUAUAAAAUAUUAUAAUCAUAAAGAAAAUAUUUUUGGUAGAUUGUAUAAUUAAUUCCUAUUUUGUCUCCAUAUAAUAAUUUAUUUAAGUGCCUACUGUUGUGUUCCAACCACAUUUUUAGUAUUAUACUAUAUUAAUGCUUAAAAAAAUUAAUUACGGUGCAUGGAACUUCUGCUGCUAUGUUGCAGCGUGACUGGUUUUUUUAGAAGUGUACUUUUAAAUUAUUCACGUCCCCUUUUUACAUGGUUUAGUUAAUAUUAAUUUUUAUUUUACCUCUUUACAUCUUUAUUGUUUCUAUGAUUAGUGUGUAUAUAAUUUACAUUUAAAUAAAGCUUUGGUAAAUA